Molecule: messenger RNA, 3567 nt
Organism: Pungitius pungitius (ninespine stickleback)
Lineage: Eukaryota; Metazoa; Chordata; Actinopteri; Perciformes; Gasterosteidae
Product: BTB/POZ domain-containing protein KCTD16-like
Exons: 2
Coding region: 1002-2276 (424 amino acids)
Biological process (GO): regulation of G protein-coupled receptor signaling pathway; protein homooligomerization
Cellular component (GO): signaling receptor complex; presynaptic membrane; postsynaptic membrane
Molecular function (GO): protein binding
Source: RefSeq, a predicted model, not a curated record
AUAGCAGUGCCGACGAGUCUCUGAGCAAGAUGGGACCUAACCCAUCACCCAUCUCUGUGGAUAACGCGUCAGCUAAAAGCAUUAAAUGUAAAUGCGAAAGCCUCUUUGAAGACUCAGAAGAAGGGAUUAAAUCCGCAAAAUCUGCAUUAGACCCGAAUCCUCUCCGCCAGCUGCACGCCGCUCGCAGCUGCCUCACAAUUUCACGAAUCAGUCCGUUUAAUGCCGAUCUUCUGUAAAUGUCAUUUUCCUUUAAGAUGAUGUAAGACAUUACUUCAUGGGACGAUUUUCACUCUCUCUCUCUCUCUCUCUCUCUCUCUCUCUCUCUUUUGUUUUUUUUUCUCUCGCAUUCUCUGUCGCGCACAGCUUGGAGCAACAUUUGGUUUAACACCGGAACAAACGUUUCCGCGCUCAGCAGUUUUGGGGAGAUGCGUGUGCACAGGAGUCGCACCUUCACCCUCCUCUCUUUAAGCAACCUCGGACCACGCUUCAGCAUCCGAGUUGUCCGGAGCGACGCUUGGUAGCAGAAUGACGGGAUGCACGCACCCUCUUCAAAUCAUUUUGGGCUGAUUAAAGCAGACACCAGACGCAGGACGGCGGAGCUUUCGCCAGAAAACUUAGAUAAACGAAGAAGAAAAUUGUUAUGUUUUUUUUACUUUUGGGAAAUUUCAGAGAAAAGUGAGAAUUGCAUAGCUUUAAAAUCCCAGUAAUGACCCAACGCAGUGGAUGCGUGUAACAUGAUGCGCUCGCUGCUUUUAUUUGCUUCUGUUCAAAAAGGACACACCGUGUGCAAGCACACUUACGCAUGGGGUUAAAGGAUGUACUGUGAGCACACCUUGUGAGUCUUUGUAAUGGGACACUGGAUAAAAGGACUGCAGCUUGAUUCAAGACUAUGCGUUUGGGUCUGAGGGCGUCAACACCAUGCAGAUAAUCCCCACACUCUGAACUUCUGGGACGUUUGCGCUUCGUGAUCGAGCCUCGGAUUUCGUACAAUAUCUGGAAAAAUGGCACUGAGCGAAAACUGCAAAACGCAACCUGCAAAAGAGCAAGUGUCGGUGCAAAAUACUCCAUCUGAUGUAAUUGAGUUAAACGUGGGUGGACAGGUAUAUUACACUCGCCAUGCCACAUUAUCAAGCUUUCCAAAUUCGUUACUUGGCAAGCUGUUCUCUAACAAGAAGGGGUCUUCAAAUGACCUGUCCCGGGAUUUUAGAGGGCGUUAUUUUAUUGACCGAGAUGGCUUUCUGUUUCGCUAUGUAUUAGAUUAUCUUAGAGACAAGCAAGUUGUCCUCCCCGACCACUUCCCCGAGAGAGGAAGAUUGAAAAGAGAGGCGGAAUACUUUCAGCUGCCAGAUUUGGCCAAACUUUUGUCGUCCGAUGAUUCCAAACUGUUACCAGACGACUUGUACAACAGCGACUUGGAUGAUGCGUCGCAGGGAAGCGACCAGAGAUUUUACCCCUCUUACUCCUCGGACCGGAGGUAUGGCUACAUCACGGUCGCGUUCAAAGGCGUGUGCGCUGGUGGAGGCAGAGAAAGUCAAAUUGAUGUCAAGACGAAAAAGUUGUCGAAGAUCUUCAUCAGCAGUAGGAUUGGUUUGGCAAAAGAGGUAUUUGGAGACGCCCUGAAUGAGAACAGGAACUUGGACAGACCACCGGACCGCUACACCUGCAGGUUUUACCUCAAGUUUAGGCACCUGGAGAGGGCUUUUGACAUGCUGUCAGAGAGCGGCUUUCACAUUGCGGCCUGCAAUUCGUCCCUGACUGCGUCCUCCAUCGGUCAUUACGCGGAUGACAGGGUCUGGUCCAAUUACGCGCAGUACAUCUUCUACCGUGGGCCCUCGAGGUGGGCGUCCUCCCACUGUGAAUGCUGCUGCAAGAGCCACAAAAGCGAGCGCGAAGGAGAGAGCGGCACCUCCUUCAACGAGCUCUCCACCUCCUGUUCUGAGACCCAGUCGGAGGCCAGUUCCCCGCAAGGAACCGUGAUCUGCGGCCCCGUCCGCCGGCGCCCCAACGUCCAGACGCUGGACCGCCCGAUGCCCAAAGGAUCAGCUCACAUGCUGCAUCAGGCGGAGAUGCGCCGCAAGACCGACGUGCUCAGGGUCAGAACCUUCGGCGUUCGAGAUCGAGAGGCUGCAAAGAGGAAAGCUCAGAAGCAGAAGAUGACUCCAGCACAGGAGCUGGAGAAAUGCAUCCAGGACUUCCGGCGCAUCAGGAUUCCUGAUCGCUUUCCGGAGAGGAAGUACAUGUGGCAAUCCGAGCUCCUGAGAAAGUACCGUCUCUGAAAUGAGGGUUAGAAAGAAGGUGGCGGUAGUCAUCGCGUCAACUCGAUGGAGUGAAUCCACUGCAUAGGCAAUACAUUGCACCUUCUAAGGGACAUACCGUAUUUAAAGAAGAAAAAAAAAAGGACACUGCCAGCAUGAUUAGCUGAGCACACACAGUACAGAGCAGUGGGACACAUUGAUUUUUUAGGUAUGCACCUUGUUGUGUGUAAUAAGCACAUUGUGUGAAUCAGGUGACUCCUGUUGGGGGUCAACCAACCUUAACCCCGCUCUCUCUUCAGAGAACUGACUACUAUAUCACUAUUAAAGCAACAAAGCAACCUCAGGGCAACAUUGUUUCCAUUCCAUCAACGUAUCUCACACUGUAUGUGAAAAUGUCCACAGGAGCUGGUUUUUAAAAACGGACGUACCGAAAUGGUGCUGUGCGUUGGCAAUGGAUUAUCACUUUACUCCACCGAUAACACACACUGCAUACAUCAUAGUAGGCUUUGAUAUUUCACAUUGGCACUGCAUGUCAUCUCACCCUUAGCAUUAGUAUGCACUAUGAAACAAACUUUCAAAUUGACUGUUUUUGUGUGAUGAGUAAAAAUGGUGUGUUCCAACUGGGGCUCACUUAAAGGAAAGCACUGCCUAGAUCUUCUUGCCAUUGUAAAAUGAUGUCCAUUGUUGUCAUUAUGUGUUGGAUAGAUGAUGUUGUGUAGGUAGAGUGUAUGCUUUUGGCUAUUUGACUUGAUUGUAAGUGUGCAAAAAAGCUAAUAAAUGGGUUCAAAUUGAAUUUAUUCUUAGUAGGCCUGCAGUCUGAGUCAACCUUGUAAUCUUCAGUAAGCUACAAUUACAACGAACAUGGAAAUUAUAGUUUUAAAAAAAAAUAUGGGUUAUUCUCAUAAUUGGCCUGUCAACCAAACUCACCCCUAACAGAAAUAGCCCAAUGACAGACGUAUCCACCCUACUAAAAAGGCCUGACAAGCUUUAACUAUGGCUUUCUUUAAUCUACAUGCUCAGGUGGUCUUCACAGUGCUACAAUUAGAUCAAUACACCCAAGAGAGAAGAAAAGAUCAGGAGAAUAAGGAAUGGAUUAUAUUGUGUUUACCUGCUCAAGCUGUCGGAGGUAAUACAGUGUUAGGCACCUUAUAUUUGACGAUACAUUAAGAAAAGGAAGCAUAAACAAUAAAAUCAAUAUUUCUCUGGUCUGAGGUGACAGGAUUAGUCAUAUUAACAAAAUCAUUUGGAUUAAAACCAUUAAUAUUCUUCAGUCUAUGUAGAAAACAAAAGCAUCUUGCAACCCCACACAAAA